GUCGUUAAUUCUUUUUCCUCUCGAGCCUUCUUUUACCUGUUGGCCACUCUUAAAACCUGGAAAAGUGGAGAUUGCAUUUGGGAGCCCCGCGUGACCAGAGCAAUAUAAAUAAACAUGCUCAGUAGGAAAGGCUGAUUUGGAACGCAAGUGUUGUCUUGAUGAGGGCUUUCCGUGUUGCUUGUUUCAGGAUCGAAUGCAUCUUCAUCGUGGCAUCAUGUCGGGGUAUUGCAGCCUCUCCUACCGUUUUAGCACUCACACUUUAAAAUUUCAUCUCUGCCAAAUUUUGGAGCCAGCCUUCCUGGAUCUGCUGGCCAAUCAAGAGACAACACAUUGUUGCCUCAGAGACCCCGUAUGCCAGCGACAGGGUUUCUAGACUGUGAUUGGACUACUGGAAGCUGGAAAGGGUGGAGGCUGGAAGCAGUCUAAGAAAAAGCUGGUCUGCUGCGACUAUGGCAACCGCAGCGCUUGAGGCUUGAAGAAGGAGGAAAGCUAAAACAGGUGUAGUUUUUCUUUUGGAAGAAUAUCCAGUUAUUUCAUGAUGGCAUUUGCACCACCAAAAAGCAUAGAUGGUCCCAAAAUGCAGACAAAGAUGAGUACCUGGACACCCCUAAACCAUCAGCUUUUGAAUGACCGGGUGUUUGAAGAAAGAAGAGCCUUACUUGGAAAAUGGUUUGACAAAUGGACGGACUCUCAAAGGAGAAGGAUCCUGACAGGCCUCUUAGAACGCUGCUCCCUGUCACAGCAAAAGUUUUGCUGUAGACAGCUUCAGGAAAAAAUUCCAGCAGAAGCCCUGGAUUUUACUACCAAGCUUCCAAGGGUGUUAUCUUUAUACAUCUUUUCUUUCCUGGACCCUCGAAGCCUUUGUCGUUGUGCACAGGUGAGCUGGCAUUGGAAGAAUUUAACUGAGCUGGAUCAACUCUGGAUGCUCAAAUGUUUACGGUUUAACUGGUACAUCAAUUUCUCUCCUACUCCCUUCGAGCAAGGUAUAUGGAAGAAGCACUAUAUUCAGAUGGUGAAAGAGCUUCAUGUUACCAAGCCUAAGACUCCUCGAAAAGAUGGCUUUGUAAUUGCUGAUGUUCAGCCAGUUGCAAGCAGUACUAAAGAGGAAAAGCCAUCUCUUUCACCAGGUUUUAGGUCUUCUUCCUCUUUAAGAAAGAAGAAUAACCCAGGGGAGAAAGAACUCCCUCCAUGGCGGUCCUCUGACAAGCAUCCUACUGAUAUCAUUCGUUUCAAUUACUUAGACAACUGUGACCCCAUCGGAAGGAGGAAAAAAAAUGAAAUGACUCCAGAUUUCAGCCAACAGCCACAUGAUAAGAAAAAUAAAUUACAGGACAAAUCUAAGCUAAGAAAAGCUCAGUCACUGGUAAAACUCAGCUCCCCACUAAAAGUUCCAGCUCAUCUCGCCUGGGCUUCUCAUCAGUCAGUUGGAUUCUCAGCCACCAAGGCAACAACUGAAAUUCUCAUUCAGCAUCUUCAGGGACACUCUGGGCUUCAGUGUUUACCCAUCCAGGCUCCAGAGCCGAAGCUGAUUUAAAAAUAUGAAAUGACUUUUAAAGAAAUAACAAAAUGUACAUGUUUGAGAGUUGAAUGUGACUUGGCUCCUUUAUUAGAAGCUCUUACGGUGUAAGUACCUUAUUGUGAAAAUGAGUUCUGCAGUAUUUCAGUAAAAGGUACAUGUACAAACUUAAGUAGAAAUGA
Molecule: messenger RNA, 1698 nt
Organism: Trichechus manatus latirostris (Florida manatee)
Lineage: Eukaryota; Metazoa; Chordata; Mammalia; Sirenia; Trichechidae
Gene: FBXO16
Product: F-box protein 16
Exons: 8
Coding region: 536-1534 (332 amino acids)
Molecular function (GO): protein binding
Source: RefSeq, a predicted model, not a curated record